This is a messenger RNA of Porites evermanni, 1576 nucleotides long. NCBI's taxonomy places the organism in Eukaryota, Metazoa, Cnidaria, Anthozoa, Scleractinia, Poritidae. The record is from the annotation of a GenBank genome assembly.
AUGGUUUCUACAAUAUUAGCCCAAGGUUGUCACAUCGUACCCGUUGGGUCACACAGGAGCGUUUUGACAGAUUUUGAGUGGAGAUUUUCGUUUUCUAUAGCUGAGUUAAUGCUUGCCCGAUCGUUGUCAGAGAAACAAAAGCUGGCUUAUUCAAUUUUAAAGGCGUUAAUCAAGAAUGAAAUGAAGCUACGUGGGCUGGACGUGUUCUCUUCGUACCAUCUCAAAACAAGUUUAUUUUGGUUUCUCGAGGAUAAAGGAACUGAGUCCUGGGGCAAGGACAGCUUAGCCAAAAAUAUUUUCAAUCUCCUGGCCCCGGUUGUUCAAACGUUGGAUAGCCCUAUCCACUGGAUAAAUCACUAUCCAGUGGAUAAAUACUAGGGAAACCAAUUGCGCUAUCCACUGGAUAGACUUUUAUCCGGUGGAUAGCGCUAUCCAGCGUUUGAACAACCGGGGCCUGGACUUUAUCAUCGCAUUCUAUGCCAGAGAUUGUCUUCCAAAUUACUUUAUCUCGAAGAAUAACAUGAUAGAUCAUCGAUCUUCCAAAGAAAUUAUGGCUACAUGUCACGCUCUAAGACACAUACGUGACAAUGUAACGCAAUACCUUUGCCGAUACAUCGAAACCAAUCAAUCGCUUGCCGUUUUGUUUGAUACCCAACUUACCGUUCUCGCUCAAAGAGUCACGGAUAAUUUUGGAAAAAUUCUUCAAAAUAGUAAAUAUAAUUUCCUUGUGAUGGCUUUAGCUUAUGUUCUGAAGAAAGAAGGAAGGCUAGAUGUAAGCCACAACUGCCCAGAAGCUAAUUCUCUUGUUAACAAGGCUCAGCUUCUACAUCAAGCUUCGAUCAGUAAAGAGUCUCGUGAUAAGUUGCAUUUGCCUCUAGCUGAAGCUUCAGUUAUUCCACAGACGGAAGAAAGUCCAACACCGAGUUUAAUUCUUUCACUACUAGAAGAGUAUUUAUAUGCAGAUCAGUUAAAAGUUACUGAGAGUAGUGCUGUAGCUCUUGCAGUGUUCAAUGUAUUUUUGACUCUUCAUCCCAGGAACACAAUUGGUGACAAUGCUGUAGAAAUGAAUUCCUUAGAGAAUCAGAACUACCUCACCAACCCUUGCUUCAAGGAGUGUCUGUUCUGGGCUGGACGACUGCAUGAGACUUACAGCGAUGCAAUUUACGAUUUCGUGGUAAAGAAAUGGAAAAAUGGACCACAGUUCUACACUGAUGACGAGGAAGCAAAGAAAUUCAUGAAGCUUUUGAUGAUUAUUUUGGGGAAACCGACCAAACAGGCUAGUGCUGUGACAGGAUCUUUAGUCAAGCGGGGGAUUGAGGGUCAGAGAUUUCUGAUGAUUCGAGUCCUAGCUGAUUAUUUACUGCAUGUACAUUUGGAGUGUUCUUACAUUGCCUACCAAGCCGCUGCGUACCUCAUGGGUCGUAGCGUGCUGUCAGAAAUCUACAAUGUGAUAAAAUGGUCCGUGUGUUCACAGAGAAAAGCUCGCGCUAUUGAACUCGUACUAUUAAAACACGAAUUACAAGCAGAACUUUCCAAAGAAGAAUUUGGAAAACUUGUUGAAGUGCACCUGAAAUGA